AGGAAAGAGUCAGUUUAUCAUAGGCACCUCCCACCAUCUUUGUGGGAGCCCAAAUCCUAGCCAUGGCCAGUCCUACUCGUGACCUGUCCAUCAUUUUGGUCAUGCAUUUCAUUCUAUCCAUGGCCAGUCCAUCGCUUUCUUGUGUUAUUCCUUGUGAGUCUGAGAUAAACUUGCGUUUGUACUUGCACCAAAUUGCUGCUGGAUCAGGCACCAACCAGGUAGCAAUUGUCGCCUCGAGCCAACCAGCUGGGUUUGGUACGACCGCUGUUAACGACUGGACUGUGAUUGAUGGUCCAAACCCCGGUACUGCGACCAUUGUUGCCCGUACCAAAGGCAUGCAUGUGCAGGCUGAUGUAGGUGGUCCAGGCUGGUUCAACUACUUCAGCAUGGUGUUCGAGGACUCCAGGCGCCGUGGAUCGUCAUUUGAAGUAAUGGGGAUGAACCGAGCUCAAGAAGGCGAGAUGGCCAUUAUCGGUGGGACUGGAGAGUUUGCUAUGGCACGUGGGACCAUCAAGUACAGAGCACUCGCCAACCCCCCUCCGGGUCAAAGUAUUAAAGAACUCAAUAUUCAUGCUUUCUACGUCAAACCAGCUGGCACUAUAGCUGGCCCCACCAUCCAGUAAUAUGUUUGAAAACUACCUGGACAACCACGAUGGGUAGCUGUGGAAGCAGCUUUGCAAUGAUCCUGUCAAUGUUUCCUUUUCAAAUAAUCCGUGGAUUUCUAGCCAGUGAUAUUCCAUCAAUCCGAAGAUCCAUGUCCGACCGUUUGUUGUUGUUUUAAGAUGUAUGUUUGGUCUUGUGUUUGGAACAUAUGUCUUGUUGGUGUGUAUCGGAAAUAAAGAAGUUUGGUUGGUGUAGUAAAUUUAUAAUAUGAAAAAUCUUUCUCCUGUAGUGUGGAUCAUUACGUAUUUCACACUCACAGUUGAACUACACUGACGACCUAUACAUUUGUGAGGCUAGUGGUAUUUUUAAUCUCCGCCAUUUGUUAAUGCUCG
This is a messenger RNA of Aegilops tauschii subsp. strangulata, 995 nucleotides long. Its product is annotated as dirigent protein 22-like. NCBI's taxonomy places the organism in Eukaryota, Viridiplantae, Streptophyta, Magnoliopsida, Poales, Poaceae. The record is from RefSeq and is a predicted model, not a curated record.